GUGGAAGCGAGACCAAGGUCUUGCUCUACUGUUGGUCCUUAUGAGAUCCAGUCCUGGCAACAUGCAGAGGAUAGUCAUCUGUCUAAUGGUCAUCUUCUUGGGGACAUUGGUCCAUAAAUCCAGCUCCCAACAUCAAGAUCGCUUCAUGAUUAGACUGCGUCAACUUAUAGAUAUUGUUGACCAGCUGAAAAAUUAUGUGAAUUUCUUGGACCCUGAAUCUCUGCCAGCUCCACAAGAUGUAAAGAGACACUGUGAGCAGUCAGCAUUUUCAUGUUUUCAGGAGACCCGACUAAAACCAGCCAAUGCAGGAAAUAAUGAAAAGACGAUCAACUUAUUAAUCAAAAAGCUGAAGAGGAAACUACCUCUCACAAACACAGGGAGACAACGGAAACACCGACUAGAACUGACCAACAUGAUUCCUGUCUGUGUCAUUGCUUACACUCACAUUGGAAGAUGA
Otolemur garnettii (small-eared galago) is the source of this 457-nucleotide messenger RNA. RefSeq names its product interleukin 21 (gene IL21). NCBI's taxonomy places the organism in Eukaryota, Metazoa, Chordata, Mammalia, Primates, Galagidae. The record is from RefSeq and is a predicted model, not a curated record. Gene Ontology annotation, molecular function: cytokine receptor binding. Gene Ontology annotation, cellular component: extracellular region. The transcript has 4 exons. The coding region runs from base 41 to 457 and encodes 138 amino acids. Gene Ontology annotation, biological process: positive regulation of natural killer cell mediated cytotoxicity; immune response.